AUGUCAAUGCCAACUCCCCAGUAUCGGCUCCAAGCGAUUCGAGCCCAUGACGUCUAUGAGCCAGCCGAGGACACGUUUCUCCUCAUUGAUGCUAUUGAGAAGGAUAUUAAGGAAAUCCGAUCUCGCGACCCCAAGCUUGUACUGGAAAUCGGAUGUGGUUCGGGAGUCGUCUCGACGUUCGUAAAUCAGGCUCUCGGCGGAAAUGUGACGUCAGUGGCGACUGACUUGAACCCACACGCGUUGGAUGUGACACUGGAGACCGCAAAGCUCAAUGAUAUUAAGAUUGAUGUGGUUCGUACGGAUUUGUUUGCAGGAUUGGAGAAUCUACUUGGGAAGGUAGACGUGCUCCUCUUCAACCCACCGUACGUCCCUACUGACGAAGAGCCCAAAUCAAACAUCGAAUUGACCUACGCUGGCGGCCGAACCGGUAGAUCAACGCUCGAUCGUCUUUUGCCACGUGUCCCCGAGCUUCUGUCCCCACGUGGUGUCUUCUAUCUCGUCGCACUUCACUCGAACGAUAUCCCGGCACUGCUCAAAGAGCACUCGGAGCAAAUGACGGUGUCAGUGUCAAUGGAGCGCCGUUGCGGCAUCGAACAUUUGUAUAUUUUGAAAUUUGUGAUGAAGGAGAAUAAUGUUAAAGCGGCGCCACUUGCGGAAAUUGAAUAAAUUUGUUGUUUUUCUUGGAUUUUCGAUAAAAUUCACGGAACUUCAAUAAAAAAUCUGAAACCACUGC
Molecule: messenger RNA, 733 nt
Organism: Caenorhabditis elegans
Lineage: Eukaryota; Metazoa; Nematoda; Chromadorea; Rhabditida; Rhabditidae
Gene: mtq-2
Product: Methyltransferase HEMK2
Exons: 3
Coding region: 1-666 (221 amino acids)
Cellular component (GO): nucleus
Molecular function (GO): protein-glutamine N-methyltransferase activity; nucleic acid binding; methyltransferase activity
Source: RefSeq, marked reviewed